This is a messenger RNA of Torulaspora globosa, 693 nucleotides long. It is a transcript of the gene MRPS17, whose product is annotated as mitochondrial 37S ribosomal protein uS17m. Gene Ontology annotation, molecular function: structural constituent of ribosome. The coding region runs from base 1 to 693 and encodes 230 amino acids. NCBI's taxonomy places the organism in Eukaryota, Fungi, Ascomycota, Saccharomycetes, Saccharomycetales, Saccharomycetaceae. The transcript has a single exon. Gene Ontology annotation, cellular component: ribosome; mitochondrion. Gene Ontology annotation, biological process: translation. The record is from RefSeq and is a predicted model, not a curated record.
AUGGCUAGGCAAAAUUUUCUGGGGCUUGUGGUGUCUCAGGGGAAGAUGCAGAAGACGGUCAAGGUCCGUGUAGAGACGAAAGUGUUCAACAAGAGAAUCAACAAGGAAUUAUUCCACAGAAAGGACUAUCUGGUCCACGACGAGGGGGAAAUCUCGCGUGAGGGGGAUCUGGUGCGGAUAGAGGCAACCAGGCCGCUUUCAAAAUGCAAGUUCUUUGCCGUCGCAGAGAUCAUCAAGAACAAAGGUCAGCAGUUUGCGCUGUACGAGUCGCAGGCAAGAGUGACGGUUGCCAGGGAGGAGGCACAGAAGACACAGGAGUUUCUGCAGCGCAGAUCGGACCGAGUACGGAACAGCGAUAGCGUGCUUUUGCGAGAUAUCCGCACGAUACAGGAUACGCUGGCGCAGGGCAGAUCGGCAGAGGAUCUGAAAGAGCUCAAGGAACGUUACGGGAUCGAAGAGUUCUCGCCAGAAACCAUAAGGCAGCUGUUGCAACUGGAUGUGUCGAAGUUGGAGUCCUCCGUGGAACAGCAGUUCGCAGACAUCGAGCGUGUCAGGAACAGAGUAAGGGAGCUGGUCGCCGAUGAUGAAAAGGCGUGCCAAUUCUUGAGAGAUCAUGGUGUGAAGGACCCUGAAUGCUUGAAAAAGAACAUCAGGAAGAACAUUGUAAGAAAGCAUGUCCUUCAAGAAUUGUAA